Equus caballus (horse) is the source of this 13869-nucleotide messenger RNA. RefSeq names its product neuronal PAS domain protein 4 (gene NPAS4). Gene Ontology annotation, molecular function: RNA polymerase II transcription regulatory region sequence-specific DNA binding; protein dimerization activity; DNA-binding transcription factor activity, RNA polymerase II-specific. NCBI's taxonomy places the organism in Eukaryota, Metazoa, Chordata, Mammalia, Perissodactyla, Equidae. Gene Ontology annotation, biological process: regulation of transcription by RNA polymerase II. The record is from RefSeq and is a predicted model, not a curated record.
UGACGUCUGCACUGCUCGCAGCGCGUCUCCCGCGGCCUCCCAGUUCUUGCCUAUUUUGGAAGAGAGCCGCAGCCCUUCUGCUGAUGCGCGCGCGCUGGCGCCUUUUAAAGGCAACCGGCGGAGUGGCGGCUCCGCCAGAGCCCGGGAGCUGCCCCCGCCCCCGGGCCGCGAGCCCCAUACGUGGCCUGGACCCGGGAGGCCCCGUCGCCGCACCCUAGGACCCCCUAUCUUAGCGCCCUCCACCCACUUUGGGGAAAUUUCAACCAUGGAGAAAGGAGGUUUGCCCUUGUCCCUCCCCCGACCCCCCGCCCCGACAGGGGAGACUCUUCUGCCAUAGGAACCUUGGAAGGGAACAAGAUGCCAGGCCUAGCACGUUUGACCCUCCCUGGACAAGGCCACAGGGCGAAAACAGCAGGUGAGGACUUCACUGCCCGCGGGGCCACCCUGGGUCUCUGGAGACCCGCACCGCCUCCAACCUCCUACCUUAGCCUUUUUCUGGGUGGGCUCAGCCUGAGGUCAGGUUAGGAUCUUAGUUGGAAGGCUCCUUAGCAGUUUCUCCAACCCUCUCGCUAAACUGAAAGGAAAACUGAGGCCCAGAGAAGAGUAGUGACUUGACCAGGGUCACAUGACAUGUUCCUGGAGAGCGUGGGCCAGAGCCCAAGGAUGCUGACUUCCUAGCCAGAGGUCAGUCCCUUGUUCCUUAACGUUGAGAAUAGCUGGCACAGCGUGGCAGGCCGUGGUCCCUGACUUGCACCCGGGAGAGGGAACAGACAGCUCCUCUUCCCACCGUGGCACCAGCUGCUGCUUCGUCCCCAGCGGAGUCCAGACCUGGGUGGGCUCUCCUGGAUUGACGAUCACUCUGGACAACCUUCUGGAUCCCAGACUCCACAACCAACCAACCAGGUUGCUGCUUGCAGACGUCUGCUUCCAUCGAAGGCUUCCUGCAGCCCACCAGCUCUCUGGAACUUUCUGGAACCAAACCUUUUCCAGACUGCUUACAAACGCCAGUCCUUCUGGGUGGAGGUUUGGCUGCAGGCUCUGGCAGGGCUCCCCAGAGCCAUGUGGACCCAGCGCUUUGGACUCCCCUGCCCAAUCCUGAUGGCGCCAGCACUCCCCAUGCAGCAUUUUCAGGGGUGUUUGACCAAGGUGCACUGAGGACAGCCGUGAAGUACUUGACCAUGCCCAAGGAGCUGCGUAGGUUCCAGACAUCUCUGGACCCCUGCUCUAGAUCAGGGCUGGGGACAAGAGGUGGAUCCGAUCCAGCCCAGCUGUGGGCACCAAGUCUGGCAAAGGAGAGAGGUUCGUGCUCUGGAGCAGUUAGUCCUAGAGCUGUGAACGGCUUUUCCCAGGGGCAUCCAUUGCCAGGGCCAAGACUUCAAUGCACAGGAGGGGAAACUGAGGCUUCCCCCCAAGAGACAUUAUUUGCCAAGGUUACACAGCAAGUCAAUGCGUUGUUGAAACUAGGACUCAGAACCCUGCCUCCUGGCCCACUCUCUCUGCACCUUGAUCCCAGAGGCCAGCCUUUGAGAAGUGCACAAGGUCACUGCACUGUGGUCCAGGGGCCUGAUUCAGGGUCCACCUCCACUAAACGCUGGCUGUGUCGCUGGGGCCACUCUACUCUCUGCGCCAGGCCACAGUCACUCCAGGCGGAUGAUCUCUGAGAGCCCCCCCACCCGUUCCAACUGUGAGUCUAGGAUUCUCUGAAAUGGGGUAUUUUGCCAGACUGUGGAAUCUCUCCGUGGCUGUAUGUGGGACACUUCUGGGGGUGUUUUCUUUCUCCCACCAGACUGAAGCUAAGGAAUACUGGAGGCAGUGGUUGCUUCAGCCACAGGCUGUGCAGACUACUCUGAGGAUGCCCGGGGCGGGGGUAGGGGGGGAGGGGGUCUGUUUUACACACCUGGGAACCCAUCAGAGUCCUCCAAUGGUGAGUCUCCCAGUGCACUUAGCACAGACCUGUGAGAAGGCCCCUGAUGGGUUGGGUUUAAAGAAGGAAAACCACAGUCAGUACCAGUACUUGCUUCCCCUGUGUCUGCACAGACCAGAUCUCCAGGGCCCAAGGUGGCUCUGCUUCUCCAGAACAGAGGACUUGGUCCUCUGGGAGACUUCAGGCCCACUCAGACCUUAGCAGCCGGCACAUGGCUCAUCCUCACCUGAAACUGGGUCUCAGGGUGGCAGCAUUCAACUUCCAAAGCCUGAGAGGCACUGGCCAGGCAGGACAUGGGCCCAGAGAUGCUCUGAGUGCCAGAGAUUGGCGGGCCUUUCCAGGCCAAGCGGUCCAAAAUCACUGCCACUGCCAUUUUGCAAAGAGGGAAACUGAGACCCAGAGGGGAAGGGGCUUGCAUAACACCCCAGUAGGCUGGUGGCAGAGCUAGGACCAGAACCCACGUCUCCUGACCCUCCUGGCCAGGACUUUUUCCCCUGCAUCAAACAUAACCCACUGACAUCUAGACUGAGUCCGCCUCCAGUUCCUCCCGAACCUUCAGAUCCUUGACAGAAGGCUCCUGCAGCCCAUCCCACGUCUACACUGGGUGCUUCAGGAGCUUUCCCUUCAACUGGUUUGUCCUUUCUCCUAAAGCUCCCUGAUGUCCCAUCCCCAUCCACCCAGGGCUUAUCUUUUCCUGGUUCCAGAAGCUGCUCCAUCAGUAGGCCAUAACUGCUGCUACCCGCUUCUUGCCAUGAACCCACUCCCUGAGCCCCGGUGUUCCACGGGUGGGGGUCACUGUUCCCUCUGCUCUUGGGGGUCUCUUGGUUCCUCCUAGGGCUUCCUUCCUGUGACUGGCCCACUCCCAGGCCUGCUGCUUUCCCGUGAUCACCCCAGCCCUGAACCCCAUCAAUCUCUCCUGGGAUCCCAUGGACCAUUCUCUCUGCUGGGUCCAGGGCCAGAGGGAAUAAUCUCAGCCUGGACAUCAUGGGGUUUCUGGGGUUUGAAUGAGUGAAUGCACAUGUUUGGUGUAUAAGGGGCAGGGAAAGUGUGCUUCUGUAAACUCGCAUGUUACCAGGUGUAUUCAGGUGAUCACAAGGACACGCUUGAACCUGGAGCCUAUGGUGGCCUAGGCACCUGUGGGUAGCAGGGGUCAAGAGGGCCAGGAGACUUUUGAGUAAUGAGGAGUGACAGGAACCAUGAGGGACUUAAGCAGGGGAAGGACACAGGCGGGUUGGCUUCUAGAAAAAUGGCAAGGGAGCUUAGUCGCUGAGCACUGGAAGGGCGCACUGGGCUUCCAUCUGGAUUUGCUGAGCAGCGUGGGAGCCAGCUGAUGCCCAGGGAUGGAGUGCACUGGGACCCAGGCCGGAGACUUCAGAAUAACUUUGUGUGCAUCCCUCAACCUCUGCAGGCCCCCAGCUGUCUACUUUGUCCUUCUCUUUGAACCUGCUGCCGCCCCCAGUCUGGCCCACCCAUCUGGUGCUCUCAGACCAAGCUGAGCCAAGGCUACAAAAACCAGUGGGUGCCCGGGCCGUGUUUCCACACUGACAGUGACAGGGCGUGUGCUGCCUCCCGAGCCAGCCCAGGCCGUCUUCAGAGACUUGUUCAAAAUUAAAUUUUUCAUACAGUUAAAAUAAUGAUGACUAACAUUCCGUCACUCAGCAUCGAUUGUGGUCCUUUCGUGUGCCAGGCGUUGUUCCAAGUGCUUAGGGAUUUAGCUCAUUUCAUUUUCUCAUCAAUCCUUUGAUGUAGGUGCUUUUAUUCUCCUCACAUCCCUAUUUAACAGGUAGAUAAACUGAGGCACGAAAGAUGAGUCAGUUGCCCAAUGUGGAGGAGCCAGAGCUCCCCCUGGGCGUCUCACUCCGGAGCUUCCCUUCUGACCUCCGCCCUCUACUGCCUCUCUGAGCCUCAACCUUCCUCCCACCCGCCUUCUCCUCAUGGACCCUCUGCUCAAGGCUAAGCCACUUCAUCUCAGCCCUGCCCGUAGCACAGGAGCCAAACCUCCUGGUCGAGGUGGGGGCUCGGCACCCUUAGUGGUAUCUGUCCCCUCCACCUUUUCUCUGGACAUCAGUCGUCAAUAUGGCCUCAGGCCGUAGCGGCAUCUUUGGUGGCUACCUGUCCCUGUAUCGAGUCUCAUUUAUGAAUCACUCUUCUGUCCACCCUACCCGACCUACCCACCCAGCACAGCCUAGCCCGGUCAACCAGUCACUUGACACCCGGCAGCUCAACUCAAUGACACCUCCUCUGAGAGGCCAUCCAGGACUCCCUGGGCUCUGUCAUCCCUCAUUUUGCUCUCCUCAAACACCCUGUAUAGCUUCUUCACAGCAGCCAUCCCACUUAAGUGGCUUGAUGGAGUUCCCACUUUCUCACCAGCCUGGAUGCUCCAUGAGGUUAAGACCAGGCCUGUGUUUCCAAACCAUUGCAUCGCCAGUGCCUAGCAGAGAGCUGGACAGACUCAGCCCUCAGCUGUGUCCAUGUGAAUGAAUUACAUACCUUAGGCCGUGCUCUGGGCCAGGCCCUAUGCUGGAUGCUGAAGAUACGGGGACCAGAUAUAGAUGCUAGUGGGGGAGACAGACAAAGAUGCAGUGACAAUGCAGGAUGGGAAGUUCACAGAUGAGGAAACACAAGGGGCCAUGGGAGGCACUGGGGAGAGGCCCUGGGCCCAACUGGAGGACCAGCAGGGCAAGGAGGAGUUCACCAGCUGGAGAGUGGUGGUGGAGAGGAUUCUGAAACUGGGCUGAACUAAAAAAUGAAUGGUGGAGGGUCUGUCUCCUCCUCCAGACCUCUAGCUCCUUGAGGGCAGGGCCAGUGUCCUGCACUCCUCUCUCCCCAAUGGUGCUUAGAGGAGUAAGGAGUCCCUGCUCUGCAUUCAAAGAGUGUUUUCAGUUGAUUGAUUUUCCUUCCCUCCUUGGAAUAUGGCUGGUCUGACACGCUCCUCACUGCAUCACUUGUGCCCUCUUCUCUCAGCCCUGGUCCAGAAAAGCUUCAUCUUUUCCCACCUGGGCUACACUCUCCCCCUCCCGCCCCUUCCGUGGUCCCAUGUCCCUCACCUUCCCUGCUCAGCCCACUCACCUGGCUCUGACCGUCUCGAUGCGUGGGUGCCAGCGUGUACCCUCUUCACAUGAGAUUUGUUGAUUUCAUAACCAUAAAUAGAUAAAAUGUUCUGAAUACUUCCCUGUGCAAGUAGAAUUGGGGGAGUGAUAACAUAAUGAAAAGACCUCAGGAGAAAGAAAACAGCCUGCUAGGAUGCAGCUGAAGACAAGACAGCCAUUGCACAAGUCAGAUCUACAUGAGGAUUAUAUUUUCACUGCCCAGACUGGUGAAACCCAGACCCAGGACUGGGGAGGAGAUGGGAAUAUGUUAGAAAGUUGUUACAUGUUCCAAACUCAUAAAUUCAAAAGAACAAUGUAGUAAAAAAUAGAAAGAAGUGGAAAUGAGCAAACCUGGGUUCUAAUUCUGGAUUUAUCUCAUUCUAGCUGUGUGACUCUGGGCAAGUUUCUAAACCUCUCUGAGAAGGUGUAUAGAGAUUCUUCCCCUGGGUUAGGUUGGAGGCUCUAGGGCACAUGAGACCCCUCAAUACCAUCAUUUCACUCCCACCAGGACAUUUUAUCUUCCUGAAAAAACCUUAAGCACCAACUAUGAGACAUCUCCCUCCCCAAAAUGCAGCCCUGAGGCAGGGGUUGGGAUAGGGAUGGAAUGGGGUACCCCGAUUCUUCAUUGCCAAUUCAAACUCAUGUUGCCAUGGGAACAGGAUGUGGAGCAUCACUCCUGCAUGGGGGGGGGAGGGGCUACAUCUGCACAGUUAUAAAGAGGCUAAAAGCUAGUAAGGAGCCUAGCCCAUAGGGCUUACCAAUCUCUGCCCUUAAGGAAUGCAGAGACACUACUGUUCUGUGGCAUUUAGAAGAGUAAAGGGAGAUGAAAGGACAGCUUGGUAUGUCCCGGGCCCAGAGAGCUCCUGGAUGAGAAGGGAGAGACUGACAGAGAUAUUCCUAGUAUGAACUCAUCCUAUACUCUAAAAGAUGAAAAACUUUUUCUUUAAAGAGCCAGUUAGUAAAUAUUUCAGCCUUUCCAGGCCUUACGGUUUCUGCUGCGUCUGCUCAACUCUGCCAUUGUAGGGUGAACACAGCCAUAGACAAUAUGUUAACAAAUGGAUGUGGCUGUGCGCCAAUAAAACUUUAUUUACAAAACACUCAGUGGGCCAGAUUUGGCAAGCAGGCCAGAGUUUGCAGACCCUUGCUUUACCCCACGGUGCAAGAGAAGGAGGUCGGGGGCAGGUGCUAGGCUUAAAAUCAAGCAUGGCCAAUGACUUGCUGUGACUUUGAGUAGGUUAUUGUCUGUCUCUGAACCUCAAUUUCACCAUCUAUCAAAUUAGCAUAAUAGUAUCAGUCAGAUUUGUCAUGAGAAUAGGUUUAACAGAUCAGAGCAAAUCUGAAGUCUUCAUUCCUCUGUUCCAUCACUUCAAGCAGAGCUAUCCCCCAUCCCCAGGCCAUGCCCUUGUCAGCUGAGGGUGGCGGCAGCCUGCUGGAAGGGGGAGGUAUUUCUCUCUAGAGUCAGAUUCUUGGUCUGGCUUUCCAAACUCCAGCCCCAAGUGACGCUGUUUCUGUAGCAAGCCAAGCCCAGGAGUAAACGAGGAAUGCCUUCCUCUCCACCAUCCAGUCAUUUGGCAGGAGGCUAUAGUUCACUUGAGAAAGUGGUGUGGUUGCAGUGGCUGGUGGCCAGGCUUCAGAGGAGGCCUUUGAAACUCAGGCUGGGGCUAGUGUUAGGAAAGGUGAGCUUCAAUGCUCCCCUAGAUCACCUACCUGUGGCCCCAGCUUCCCUGAGGUGCAAGUCAAGUAGCCACACCUGUGAUCUGGUGGUGACUCAUAGCACUACCAUUGCAUUAAUGGAUCUUUCUUGAGCCAUUUGUCCACCUGUCUGGUCUGACCACCACUGAGAGCUUGCAUCCUUUGGCAUCUCAUCAUCUCCUCUGAAGACCCAUCAAGUGACAUGCAUUCUCUCUCUCUCCUUUUCCUCCCUCUUUCUCCUUCUCAUAGACACAUUUGUCCAGCCCAAGGCAGGAUACACUUUGACAGUCCUCUGUCAAGAUCUUUGCCCCAAGUCUCCGGAAAACAGCCCUAACCGGGAGUCUCCAUGCUGUUCUAAAGAAACAGACUCCCCAUUCACACUCCAGCUCCCUCCCAGGAAGUUAUCCUCUCCGAAAUCUCUGGAAAAGAUACACCUCUUUUUCUCUGAUAGAGGUUGAUGGGUGAUGUCCCUCCGGGUCCCUAAUAAAGCUAUGCAGACAGGGGCAAGAGAUCUUACGGCCUGUUCUUGCUAUAAAAAGCCCUUUUUCGGAAAAAAUAAUAAAGAAAGAAAUCAGCCAAUCCCUCCUCGAUGCCAUCACCUCUUCUUGGUGAUUUUUCGGGGAAGGAGUGGGCGGGUUGCCAUGGCAACAGAUGCGAGCUCGUCUCAGUAAAGAAGGGACCUUGAUAUUUUUUUCUCUCUCUCAUUCUCUCUCUCAGUUGUGUGUGUAUAUAUGUGUGUGUGCACUGCGCAUGCCUGUGCCCACACCAGGAAUUUUUUUUUUAGAACUAAAGAAAGCCCUUCUCUUCCCUCAACUCCCCAAAUAUGGAGCUAUGAGAAACCACUUACUCCUGCAGGCCAGGGAAGAUUCAGGAUGGUUCAAGAGAAAACAGAGAGGUCAUACGGGGCUCCCGUCCUCCAUCUUUUUACUAGAGAUUGCAUGCAACAGAGGCCUUAACAAAUGGUUGGGGGCAAAGGGCUGGAAAGAAGGGAAGAUGCUGGGUGGAGAGAGGUGAAUAUUGGAUGGGUGGUGCAAGAACCCAACAAGUGACAUCAGAGAGGGCAACAGAAGGUGCAUUGAGGCUGGGGAUGCAUGUAAAUCCACGUACACUGUCAUAUGCUGAGAGAGAAAGGCACAGAGCAGGCUCAGAUGUGGACAUGAACACACAUGGACAGGGAGGCACCCAGAAAGCUGCAAACAUAUAAAUACAGACAGGCAUGAACAUAGAACUACACACAAUGCAGAAAGCAUAGACAUUUUUUGUAAAGACAGGUAUAGAUGCAGGCAUAGGUGAAUGCAUAGAUAUACUGGGAUACAGACAAACAGCUACAAAGACACACGUAGCUAGACACACAGAAACAUACAAGUACAGUCAUCGUCAAAUGGACAGACACACACACAUGCACAUCCUCAGUCUGGCUCCCUUCCUUCAGUUGCCUAAGCAUACUCAAACAGCAGUGCAUAGCUGGAAAUACUGCAGGCUCAUUCAGUGGAUUUGACUGGGUGGCUCCUCCUCCCCCUAUUCCUUCUACAUACUCACCCCAAAGCCCCCCUCUCUAGUCACUCCCUUGUCCACUUUCCUGUAGUCGAUGGGCUCUGAUACCUCCCCCAUCUCAGGCUUCCAAUUCUUAGCCUGUUCUGCUGCUGCUUGCUGCUUAGGGGGGGAGAGUGGGGUGACUCAGCCAGGCCAGGAUGACUCAUACUGCCAGUAUUUUUAGCAGCGGCCUGGAGCUCUCUAGCGUGCCAGCCGCCCCCCUCCUCCUGCUUGCUAUUUUGGAACCAUCACUGGUGAUAUAAAUAGUUCCUCUCCCACGGCCUGAAGCUGUUGCCAAGCUAUUUUCGGUUCUGCACAGUUAAAAAUAGCUUCACGGAGGUGGGAGGCAAGAGGAGUGGGAGUUGGCCUAGGGAGAGGAGACAUUGGGGCAUACAGAGCUUCUCAACUUGAAUGAAAGUGGGCGAACUGGGAUGAGCUCUUCUCUACCCCCUCCCUUGUCCCUUUCUAGACCUUUCUUCCCUUCCAGAGUGCCUUCCCUUCAGUCCAUUCUCCUGGAAAAAUCCAAGGGCUCUUCCCCCGGCUUCCUUCACUCCUAGAGCUCAGAAAUCUUGGCCCCCUGAAACCUCUGCCCAUAUUAAUACUCAGAAAAGAAGGGAAGAAUCAACUGAGGCCUCACUCUGAGGUCUGUGUGGACUCAACCUCUGCUUUGAUGUCCCAGGCAGACCAUGGCCAACACAACUUUCCUGGAGAUUAUUUCAGAACCAUGGACAGCAGUCAGCGACACAUUCUUUCACUGUGGAUCUGCUCGGCUUGCUGGAGUUCAGCUGGACCCAACCCAUAGACACAUCUUCUCAUGGAGAAGGACGCUAAUAAUGUCUCCCAGCCAGGGCUAAAGGACCAGUGGGUGAAUAAAAAAAGAACACUGUCCUGGAUUUUCAUACAACAAGGGGGUGCAAAGAUCAAGGGCUUGUCCAAAUAGAAGCUUGAAGGAGGGUGGGUGGGUACAUCAGGGAUCAGAUAGAGAUGAAAGUGGAACAGGGACGUGCUUCCUGGAGAAACAAUUUUUCUGUCAUCCAGGUAAAUAUGGUUAGAGAUAAUGGCACACGCAUGCACACACACACACACCCGUUCCCUCCAUCUCCCUCAUUCCUCAUUAAUACAGGAUGGUUGAUGGGGAUGACCCCAAUCAAAAUAACCCAAAAUGGCACAAGAGACCAGGAUCGAGCUGCCAGGCCCCCUCUUUUUGCUUCUUGGUGUCAAAUUUUAUCUCCAUCCUUCCUAUGUGACUUUCUACAAUCAGGUCAAUCCUUCUCCCCCAAUUUUUUAAGUGGCCACAUUUCCAACCCCUCUAGUGAUUUCACACAGACCCCUACUCCACCAAAUGAGAUUUCACAUAAAAUGUCCCCUAGCCCAUUUCCUUCUCCUUUUAUGGGAUCCUGGGGGAAAGAAAGGCACGUCUCAGCCCCUGUAGACGGCAAUCAUUUGUGCUGAAAAGAAAAAAAAAAGAGAGAGAGAGAGAGAGCCAGGGCAAAGGCGACAUGAUGUGGAGACAAAACUGACAAAUAAAGGAAGAGAGAUUUGAGAGAGCAGAAGGGGAAUGUUUGGGGGGGGGGGGUAGAAGGAGCACAAAGCUGAGACAGACCAUCAAGCAGGCAAUAAGAUAAAGAAACUAGUUGGGUGUGUGUGUGUGCAUGAAGAGUUGAAUGUGGAGAGACAGGGAGAGGAGUCCUAGCCCAGAGAUGGGAAGGGGUUUAGAGGGGUUGCUGGAGGACAGCUUGAUGGAGUUAAGGCGUCCCUGCCAGGUGCAGGGAUCUCGGAAGGUCCAGCAUGGCCCCCUCGCUUCUCUGCCGCUUCCUCAUUUUCCCUGCUGGAGGCGGGGGGAGCCCUCCGGAGUGUUGCGGAGGCAGCCCGGCCCCGCCCGCUGCCACCGCGGCUGCCGCCGGAGGAUUCCUGUCCUAAUAUGGAGCUGGGAUUCCCCAGGCCCCGCCCCCGCCCCCGGCCCGCGGGGAGACCGAGGCUUGCAGUGGGGCGGCGCGGGGGAAGAGGGGGGAACCGCUCGCUUUAGGGACCGGCAACUAGGGUGGGGGAGGGAUACCGAGGUGCAGACCCAGAUCCUCACCAUGCCCUAGGACCCUGCCUCACUUUCUCCGGUCAGUGGCUGAGGUUAAUUAGCUGACAGGGAAACAAAGAGUCACUGCAGGCUACAGCGUAGGUGUUGGUGUUCCUAUUCCUGGCUGUGGGAAAAUAGAACCAAGGCCAAAUUCAGCUGGUCCCUCUCCCUCAGGACCUCCUUUCUGCCCCAUCCUAGGGACUUGGACCCCCAGCUAACUCCCCCCGCUAAAUCGCCAGGGCCCAGGUUUGGAAAGGGGGGAAGAGAUUUGUUCUUUGAAAGUGACUAAGGGAAUCCCAGACUGAGUAAUCCCUAGGGAGAAACCCCAGCUGUGACCUAUCCCACGGGGGCCAAGGAAAGUCAUUCUUCUCUUCCCCACCAUGUGAACGGUGACCUUUGUCUGGCAAAUAGCGAAGAGUAAUUUGUGGAGGACCCUGCCCCUCCCCAUUCCCUUAUCUCCUUAGAAAAAUGGAUGUUGGAACCAGUCCCUCCCUGCCAUCUACAGACUCUUCCACCAGGGACUUCAGACCGCCUCAACCCUUGCCCUGUCGCUUCCCUCGGCUGAACACAUUCGGACGCCUAGGUCCCUGAACCCCCUUUCAGGCCUUCCUAACGCGGCGCCUGCCUCUCGCUCAGCUGCUGCCAGCGGAGGGCCCCUCCGCAGCCUCCUUGCUCCCCCCUCCCUCCGGCCCCCCUCCCGCUCUCGUUCUACGUCAUGGGAUGACGUCGGAAACCAGGGAGGGAGGAGGAGCACCCCCCCUCCCCAGCCAGUGGCUCCCGUUGCAGCUUGCUUAGCCCAGCCUCCCGCUUUCCCGCCCCCCCCUUUCUCCAAAGCGAGCCCCCCACGCCUGGCAGGAGCUAUAUAAGGCGGAACGAGGCAGGCGAGGGGGGCAGCGCAGCCGAGCGGAGCCCAGGAGAGGAGAGAGAUUGAGAGAGAGCCUGAGCAAGAGACGGGGAAGCAAGGAGGAGGAAGCCACCGGUGCGUCGGGACAGGAACGCAGGUGUUCGGAGCGCCCGAGCUGGAGCUCCGAAGCCGCUAGUCAUGUACCGCUCCACCAAGGGCGCCUCCAAGGCGCGCCGCGACCAGAUCAACGCUGAGAUCCGGAACCUCAAGGAGCUGCUGCCGCUGGCCGAAGCGGACAAGGUCCGGCUGUCCUACCUGCACAUUAUGAGUCUUGCCUGCAUCUACACUCGCAAGGGCGUCUUCUUCGCUGGAGGCACUCCUCUGGCGGGCCCUACAGGGCUUCUCUCAGCUCAAGAGCUUGAAGACAUAGUGGCAGCACUACCUGGCUUUCUGCUUGUGUUCACAGCUGAGGGGAAGCUGCUAUAUCUGUCUGAGAGUGUGAGCGAGCAUCUGGGCCACUCCAUGGUGGACCUCGUUGCCCAGGGUGACAGUAUCUAUGACAUCAUUGACCCAGCUGACCACCUAACUGUGCGCCAGCAACUCACUCUUCCCUCUGCCCUGGACAGCGAUCGCCUCUUCCGCUGUCGCUUCAACACUUCCAAGUCCCUCAGGCGCCAGAGCGCAGGCAACAAACUGGUGCUUAUUCGAGGCCGAUUCCACGCUCACCCACCUGGGGCCUACUGGGCAGGAAACCCUGUGUUCACAGCUUUCUGUGCCCCACUGGAGCCAAGACCACGCCCUGGCCCUGGCCCUGGCCUUGGCCCUGCCUCACUUUUCCUGGCCAUGUUUCAGAGCCGUCAUGCUAAAGACUUGGCCCUACUGGACAUCUCUGAGAGUGUCCUAAUCUACCUGGGCUUUGAGCGCAGUGAACUGCUCUGUAAAUCAUGGUAUGGACUGCUGCACCCUGAGGACCUGGGCCACGCUUCUGCUCAACACUACCGCCUGUUGGCUGAGAGUGGAGAUAUUCAGGCAGAGAUGGUGGUGAGACUGCAGGCCAAGCCUGGAGGCUGGGCAUGGAUUUAUUGCCUGUUAUACUCAGAAGGUCCAGAGAGCCCCAUUACUGCCAAUAACUACCCAAUCAGUGACACGGAAGCCUGGAGCCUCCGCCAGCAGCUGAACUCUGAAGACACCCAGGCAGCAUAUAUCCUCGGCACCCCAGCCGUGCUGCCCUCAUUCCCUGAGAACAUCCUCUCCCAGGAGCAGUGCUCCAGCUCUAACCCACUCUUCAACCCUGCCCUGGGGGCUCCCAGAAGCACCAGUUUCCCCAGUGCUCCUGAGCUGGGUGCUGUCUCAACAUCAGAAGAGCUUCCUCGACCCCCCAAAGAGCUGGGCUUCAGUUACAUGACGUUCUCAUCUGGCCCUGAGCCUUCUCUUCAAGCAGACCUGAGCAAGGAUCUUGUGUGCACCCCACCCUACACGCCCCACCAGCCGGGAGGCUGUGCCUUCCUCUUCAGCCUCCAUGAGCCCUUCCAGACCCACUUGCCCACUCCAUCCAGCUCUCUCCAAGAACAGAUGACUCCAAGCACCGCAACCUUCUCUGAUCAAUUGACACCCAGCAGUGCAACCUUCCCAGAUCCACUGACUAGUCCACUACAAGGCCAGCUGACUGAAACUUCAACCAGAAGCUAUGAAGAUCAGUUGAAUCCCUGCACCUCCACCUUCCCAGAUCAGCUGCUUCCCAGCACUGCCACCUUCCCAGAGCCUCUGGGCAGCCCUGCCCAGGAGCAGCUGACUCCUCCUAGCACGGCAUUCCAAGCACAUCUGAACAGCCCCAGCCAAACUUUCCCAGAGCAACUGAGCCCCAGUCACACCAAGACUUACUUCGCCCAGGAGGGAUGCAGUUUUCUCUAUGAGAAGUUGCCCCCAAGUCCUAGCAGCCCUGGUAAUGGGGACUGCACACUCCUGGCCCUAGCCCAGCUCCGGGGCCCCCUCUCUGUGGACGUCCCCCUGAUGCCCGAAGGCCUACUUACACCUGAGGCCUCUCCAGUCAAGCAGAGUUUCUUUCACUACUCUGAGAAGGAGCAGAAUGAGAUAGAUCGUCUCAUCCAGCAGAUCAGCCAGUUGGCUCAGGGCAUGGACAGGCCCUUCUCAGCUGAGGCCAGCACGGGUGGGCUGGAGCCGCUUGGGGGGCUGGAGCCCCUGGACUCCAACCUGUCCCUGUCGGGGGCUGGUCCCCCUGUGCUCAGCCUGGACCUGAAACCCUGGAAAUGCCAGGAGCUGGAUUUCCUGGCUGACCCUGAUACUAUAUUCCUGGAAGAGACGCCCGUGGAAGACAUCUUCAUGGAUCUCUCUACUCCAGACCCCAGUGGGGAAUGGAGUUCAGGGGAUCCUGAGGCAGCGGUCCCAGGAGGGGCCCCAUCGCCUUGCAACAACCUGUCCCCAGAAGACCAUAGCUUCCUGGAGGACCUGGCCACAUAUGAAACCGCCUUUGAGACAGGUGUCUCAGCAUUCCCCUACGAUGGGUUUCCUGAUGAGUUGUAUCAACUCCAGAGCCAAGUUCAAGACAGCUUCCAUGAUGAUGGAAGUGGAGGGGAACCAACGUUUUGAAUAAGUCUGUGACUUAACGUCGUCAAGUAUGGCAUAUUGUCAUCAAGACGUGGAGCCGCUCUCCACCCCCCCGGGACUGUUGGGGGGAUUCUGGGGGCCAGAGGGGGAU